Messenger RNA from Cheilinus undulatus (humphead wrasse), 5831 nucleotides. RefSeq names its product HMG box domain containing 3 (gene hmgxb3). Bases 1 to 3918 code for a protein of 1305 amino acids. The transcript is spliced from 22 exons. Lineage: Eukaryota; Metazoa; Chordata; Actinopteri; Labriformes; Labridae. The record is from RefSeq and is a predicted model, not a curated record.
AUGGCACGAAACGAAGCUUCUCUACAGGCAUUUUUGCAUCGUAAUUUUUUUGAUUACACAUACAAUUUAGGUAAACUUCAGCAUUACUCAACGCCGGCACAAUGUCUGACCUAUUCCGGAUCUUCUAAAGGGUUGUUUAGAGCAUUUCGUGGAGCCUCUGGCAAUCGUAGAACUCAGAAAGUCAUUGACAAAAUGGAGGUGAUUGAGGUAAUGAAAGUUACUGAGGAGGUGGAGAGCUGCUACAGCCAGAUCGAGACAACUACACCAAAAAAGAGGAAGAACAAAGGGCAAGAAGACAAUGGUGAGAAACCGAAAAAGCCCAGGUCUGCCUAUCUGCUCUACUACUUUGAUGUUCAUCAAAUUAUGCAACAGGACAUACCAAAUCUACCACAGUCAGAGAUCAACAAGCGCAUCAGUGAGAGCUGGAAAAGGCUUAGUGUAGCCGAAAAGGCAUACUAUCUUGAAAAGGCGAAGUCUGAAAAAGAAGGCACAGAUACAGUGUCUCAUAGCCCAUCCAAACAUCUCCCAGGCUUCCGCAAAAUCCUCCCCAGAGCCAGUUACGUUCUGGUGACCAAAGGUUCCUCUUCAAGUCAACAGCUGGGAGGGACCCAGCCUGAGGUGAACAUGGACUCUCUGACCUCUCCGCUGGACGGGGUCCUGCCCUCUGUCUCUCUAAGCAAAGAGCCAUUCACAACACCGGGCCUAGCUGAUGAGGAUGAACUUUCUAAUCACACUAUUGUUGUGGAUGACACAGAAGAGGACACAAAUAUUGCAACAAAUCCAGCAGCUCCUCAAGAAAAACCAAGCACUCUGUCCUUGCCUGUUUCAUCCAAAGUGCCUGUGUCUCAGGGUUCUGCUGGCUGUGGGUUUGGAAGGGCAAUGUUGCAGCAAAUACAAGGGGAAUCUACACAGAUGGUGGCAUUUAUACCUACCCAGAAUGUGCUGCAGCCAAAGUCUUUGGCAGCUGUCGGCUCUGUGGGCCCAAUGAUGAUGGUCUCUGUUGGAGCCAACAUAGAACAGAGUGCCAAACCUUCAUAUAAAAUGUCUGUGAAGACUUACACCAGAAGAGGUCGAGGGAGGUGUCUAAAUCCUGGAUGCUCGUUUGUUUAUGUCACUCGUCACAAGCCACCAACAUGCCCUGAAUGUGGCAGUCACCUGGGUGGAAAAUGGAUACCUGCUUCAAAGAAGACCCAAGAGAGAGAAGCUGCAUCAAAGCCAACACUUCAGCAUGCUAAGGCGGGGAAUUCAGAUGUCAAAAAAACAAACACCAAUGAGAGUAAAAAAGAAGGACUAGCUCAGCACUGCUCUAGAAAGCAGGAUGCAGUUUCACCUAGAGAGCCAACAGAGGGCAGCAGUACCAAGGAGCUGGAACAAUUAAAAGAGCUGAAAGACAAUACUAAAAGUGCAGUAGGCCGAAGUCAAGAGAGAAGCAAUGCAGUGGUUCAAAAGAGGCCCGUGAGACCCAUCCUCCCCGCUUGUCACACAGGUCGUACUUUGUUCCAGAUCAUAACUGUCCCCCCUGACAAAGGAAAACUUCACAGUGCUAACAACAAUAAACCAUCUACUGUGCCUCGAGAAGCUUUCUCGGGUCUCAAACCCAACACUUUAAAGCAGCUCGGUCAGAUCAUCCCAUCAGCCACAGCCAAGCAGAAUUCUCCUGUCCCUUUAGAUGGAGGCCAGUCUGGGACUUUAUCAGCUGAUAAGAGAGUUAAUAUCCUCUCAGUAGUGCCUUUUAAACAACCCACUGUCUCCAGCUUUGAUUUGGGAUUAUCCACAGCAAGAGGCAGGGGUCGAUGUAAGAAUCUGUCCUGUGACUACAUGUAUAAGAACAGACAUAAACCUGCAUUGUGCCCUAAAUGUGGCUGUGAGCUCAUCCAGAAGAACAUUAAAGGAAAAAAGUCUGGGUCCCUGCUUAAUCCACACCAGUCCCUGAGUCCUGCGCAGAAGGACAUCCAGCGUCAAAACACUGUGCAAUUACUGCAGCGCUCCCUACAGAUUCCAGAGAACGAGACAGAGCUCCAAGACACUUUAAACCUCAUCCAGGAGCUCAACAGUCUCCAGAUCGUCUUGGUCCAACCAAAAGAGCAGGAGCAAGGGAGCAACAUUGAGACAGAGACACUGGUCCAGUCUGGGUGGCCUCAGUUCUAUGAAUCGGCAGCCACUCACUGUGGGCUGUGUAACUACCCACUCUUCAAAGGAGGCCAGGGUUCUGUUGCAGGACAAGAGGUCUGCUGGCUUCUCACUGAGACGCUGAUCCAGACAGCCACACUCCAGCUCAAGGUGUGUCUCAACCUCAUGUGUCUAGCUUUGCACAGCUUCACUGACCUGCAUCCAGGUUUGUUCAAUGUUGGGAACAGACUGCUGGUUAGUAUCGAUCUGUUCCUAAAGAUCAGGGCGAGUAUCAAACUGGGAAAACCCCCAUCUGAGGCAGCCAAGACCAUACUAGACCACAUCCCAAACCACCCGGUCCACACGAUGAGUCCUGAGGAGUUAUCCCAAAUUCAGGAGCUCUUCCUGAGUGGAUACUGGGCCUUCGAGUGUCUGACAGUGCGGGAUUACAAUGAUAUGAUCUGCGGCAUUUGUGGUGUUGCCCCUAAACUGGAGAUUGCACAAAGAUACAUGAACAAUGUACUGGAGCUCAGGAAUGUGGAGUUCACCUGGCCCGAGUAUUCUCUCUCAGAUGAAGUACACGUGGACGACUUCUGGCUGACCAUGGAAAGCGAGGCCAUCGAGCAGGCAGCUUUCCCCUCUGAUAUCUCCAUCACACGUGUUGAUGCGUCUAUCAUCGCACCCUUUAUUCCCCCACUAAUGAGGAGUGCCACCGUCAUCAAUACAGAGAAGGACAAAGUCCAGGCACCUGCACAGCAGCCGUUGGGAGAUCCAUCUAUUCUAGUUCGUCUCAUUCAUGACGGUCAGCUGAGGCUUGACAAGAUUGAAGAGCACAGUGAGGACGAGCUGAGAACAAUGCUGGACUGCUGUGGGGCCAGUGUAGCCCCAGGCACUUCUAAGGAUAAGCUGUUGGCCUCCCUCAUCUCUUUGUACACACAUGUUCAUAGUGGCCUCUCGACAGCCCCGCAGCCCCCUUCUCACCGUACCGCCGGCAAGCUGUCCAAGGUCUGCCCACACAAGGUGGUGUGUGGCUCUAAGUACUUGGUGAGAAGAGAAACAGCUCGAGACCAUGUAGAUCUGUUGCUGUCCUCCCGCUACUGGCCCCCUGUCUAUGUGAGUGACUGUGCCCGUCAGGUGGCGCUCUGUGCUGACAUGCAGUACCCAGAACUGGCAACCCAGAUGUGGGGCAGGAACCAAGGCUGCUUCUCUGACCCUUUUGAAAAGCCAGAGUUGGUUUCCUGUGCAGAGCUACAAGAACAGCCCUACAGUGCUGACCUUUCAAUGGUGGCGGACAACCAGCAAGUUCACCCUGUUACCAAAUCGUCCUGUUGCUGGCUGGUUCACCCCCCAGGAGUAGCCAAGAUGCCUGCAGAGCACCACUCAAUGGUGCUCUGCAGAGAUCUGGAGCCUUUCGUCAGCUUGGUGGAUGAGCUGUUGAAAGAAAAGAUAACUGGAAAAGAUGAGAAUGAAGCAGAGAUGGACGUGGAUGAGAAUGACUGUGAGGAGAAAUCAGAAGAGGGCUCCUCAGUGAGUCACAUACGGCAGCAGUUUGUGCUUUUCAACAACACAGCUUAUUACUACCUUUACAACCGAUUGGUGGAUUUCCUCAGAAGCAGGGACAUUGUGAGUCAGCAGAUCAACCAGGUGGUAAAGGCCUGUCAGCCUGGGGAGGUGGUGAUCAGGGAUGCUCUCUACCGACUGGGAGUGGCCCAGAUCAACACAGAGAGGGAAGAAGAUGAAGUAAGUGGGCUAGAUGGGCAGAUGCAGCAUGAAGAUAAAGAGUUGUACGAGGUUGUGCUCCCCAAAUAGAAAAUAUAGUAUGAAUCAUUAAUGAUGGACUGAAUUUUAAUACAUUUGUAUUGAUAUGAAGGGAGGCAGCUGUGUGCACAAAUUAGGCACUAUGAGAAGAGGCAUGAGUGUUACUAGUAGGAAGCAAAAGAUUAGAAGUGAUAUGGUGCUAAUGUCUAAUGAGGAAUAAGCAGAAGGUUUCAGUUUUGGAGAGUAUUUUACUUUUAACACAAAGGAGUAGCUUGAACAGUGGAAAAUAAUUAGUUUAGUUAGUUCAAAAGCAAUUAUUAUGUAGUAACAUGAGUCUCAAUAUGAGGGUGCCACAACUUUUAUGCUAUAAAGGAGGAGGUUGGGGUGGAGGAGGUUAAGCUUUGCUAGCAGCAAGCAUUGUGCAUCAUCAUGAAUGCAAGCAGUCCUCCAUAAGGACAACAGGUGAAGGUGGAGGAGGGCAGAGCAACCUGCAGGCUCUGAGUCUGUCUCAUCACUGCAGGCUAAAGCCCGUUUCAGACUGGGAGCGUGACGCGCGCGUCUUGACCGCGACGCGUAGAUUUUCAGUUUGAUUGCAUGUUAACAAGUCAGGGCUUUCAGACUGCCUGCAUGUGCACCACGUCUCUCGUGGCUGGUAUGCCCGGCUCAGGCGCGGACGGUUGAGAGAUUCGAAGUCUCGCCUAUUUUUUCCGUGCACCACGUUUGGCCGCGGACCAUAUUAGACAGGAAAUGAUAAAUGGAGAGCCAUAUUUACAUCGUUGUGGCAAAUAUGCACAUAGAAUAUGUUAACAAUGUGUUUCUCGAUAACCCUGAGGAAGGCCACAAGCUUAAAUGCGCCUAUUUUAUAAAGUUGAUCCCUAAAGAGCAACUAUUAGUGAAGCGUUAUGUCCCCACACUGGUAGAAUAUGUCACAGGAAAGAUAAAACACCUAUGAAUGCUUUUCUGGUUUGUGCUUUUCAAAUUAAAAGCCUGGUUUAGUAUUUCUGUAGAGAAACUUCAUUCACUUGUACAGAAUGCUUUUGUUUUGAAUAGUUCCCGACAAACUUCCUCAAUAUGCUGAAUCAAUAAGCUUAUGGGGGGUUUAUUCAGGUAAAACUCGUGAAGAAGGACAGGGCUUUGAGAGCAGGAAAAUGUGGCUGACACGCAGCAAACUCGCGCCCUGUGUGAAAGCCGCACCGGGAGGAGCUGGAGCUGACACGCGUGACACAUGCGACACACGCAAGCAGCAAAACACGCUCCCAGUCUGAAACGGGCAUAAGAGCUCAACUACCGUAUUACAGCCAGUAGAUGCACAGACUUCAUACCAUGAAAACAGAUAGUACUACUAGAGCAACACGGCUGCACAGAAAUCACAUGUUGUAAACUUUUCCAAAUGAAAUUAAAAUCAUCAAGCAGGAGGAUUAUUCAAACCUUUUUUCACUUUGGGAGAUUUCAAAGACAGACUGCAGCUUAUAUACAUUUUGUGAUGUGGCGUGUUGUUUGGAAGCUGUGCUGCAGUUUUAGUGAUAACACUGUGGCAGGAACAUGCUGUACCUCCUUCUGAGCCUACUUCCUCUUGGGGAGCUUUUGCUGGACCAGUCCACCAGUCAGACACAGCCAUCCUUCGACCCUUACAAAGCACAAAAUGAAUUAGGCCUUCUGUAAUAUACAAACCAAUGGUGUGCAUGUUGUACUGUGCAUUGAGCCAGUCAUUACAUCCCUACUGAAUAAAUUACUUCAUGUUAUUACAUAAAAAACAAUGAAGCUUUGAUGCUGUGCUUUGUGCAUAAAUACUUCACUUCUUCUCUAACAUGGAAAUAUAAAAAUAAUGUAGAUAUGGAGUGGAUAAAACUGCAUAUUGCUGAAUUUAACACUGUGGCCUUUGUGUUACUUCAUGUACAGGUACAUCUCAAAAAGUUUGAAUAUCAUGAAAAAGUUCAAUAUUUUUGUCACUCGUUUUAGAAAGU